ACUACUGGAGUACUUUGCUUGUGCUGUCGCGCACAUGAAGCUGGCUAGCUAGCUAGCUAGGACAUUGUGUGGCUGUGUGUGCCAUGUCGAAGGAGGAGGAGGGGAAGGAGAAGGUGGUGACGAUGGAGGCGGCGACGGCGAGCGUCGCCGUGAAUGGCGGUGGCGGCGCGGGAGGGGAGGAGGAGAGUGCAGAGAUCGCGGGGGUGAUGGAGGCGGCGGCGGCGGAGGGGGUGAGGGCGCUGCACGCGCGGGUGGAGGCCGAGUGGGGCCCCGUGCUGCAGAGCGCGUGCCAGACGGCGGCGGCGAGGGCGCUGUGGGCGCGCGCCGUGCGCGACCCGGCGGCCGGGGUGCUCGCCGGGGAGAGGUUCCUGAGGGGGCUCCGCGAGCGGAUGCGGCUCGACGAGGAGGCCGGCGCGCGGGAGGUGCACGGCGUCAUGAUCGCCGUGCGCACGCUCUGGUUCGACGCCCGCGUCGGGGCCGCCGUCGCCCAGCUCGGCGGCGCCGCCCAGGUCGUCCUCCUCGGCGCAGGGAUGGAUGCGAGAGCCUAUCGACUGAGCUGCCUGAAGGAGUGCACGGUAUUUGAACUUGAUUUCCCGGAGCUCCUAGUAAUGAAAUCAGAACUUCUUCACGAAGCAAUGAGUUCUGCAAAUAACCAGAAACUCACAAUGAUGGCAAAAUCAUUGAUUAGGGUUCCUGCUGACAUACGAGAUGGAGACUGGAUGACCAAGCUACAGAGCUACGGCUAUGCUCCUGAAAGAAACACCAUAUGGGUUCUUGAAGGCCUUCUCUAUUACCUUCAUAAUGUCCAUGCAAUGCAGGUCCUCGAGACUAUUGCGGCCUGCAGCGCAUCAGUCCACACUGUCCUCCUGGCUGACUUCAUGAACAAGAAUGCAGUUUCGCUCUCUCGCGCGAUGUACCAUUUCUACCAUGACAACCCUGAUCUCCUGCUUCCUUCCAUUGGGUUCUCUCAGGUAACUCUGUCACAAAUUGGAGAUCCACAAGCACAUUUUGGGCUGCUAAGUCACCCGCAGAACCUGUUUGAUAAACUGAGGAGACUGCCAAGAUCAGUGGAGACAAACCCAGAGGAUGGCACACCAUGUUGCAGAUUGUAUUUGGUGGAGGCCUCUGUUUUUCCAGAUGAUCACACCACUAAACAGGGCAAAUAAGUCCAUUGA
Molecule: messenger RNA, 1175 nt
Organism: Oryza brachyantha (malo sina)
Lineage: Eukaryota; Viridiplantae; Streptophyta; Magnoliopsida; Poales; Poaceae
Product: putative S-adenosyl-L-methionine-dependent methyltransferase Mvan_0910
Exons: 2
Coding region: 84-1166 (360 amino acids)
Biological process (GO): methylation
Molecular function (GO): methyltransferase activity
Source: RefSeq, a predicted model, not a curated record